AUGUACGAUUUACCUCCUGAGUUUCACUUCGGAUUACUAGGUUGGAAAGAAGAUCGUAACCAAAUCUGGCCUAAUGUAAGCAACCUGAAUCAAAUCCCUUCGUACCCAGGUGGGUUAAACUUGCAACACAGUAUAGAAUAUUGGCUCACUCUCGAUCUUCUUUCUUCGGUUUCCCCAAAUGUAUCUAGACAUUGCACUGCAGUUCUUAUACAAAACUCCACCCAAGCAGACGUCAUUUUCGUGCCUUUUUUCUCUUCUUUGAGUUACAAUCGGCGUUCCAAGAUUCACGGGACUGAGAAAACCACCAUGGACAAGAUUCUGCAACAAAAAUUGGUGAAGUUUUUAAAAGGUAGAGAUGAAUGGAGAAGAUCAGGAGGGAAGAAUCAUAUAAUCAUGGCUCACCAUCCGAAUAGCAUGCUUUUUGCAAGAAGACAUCUGGGUUCUUCUAUGUUUGUGCUCGCAGAUUUCGGAAGGCGUCUUGAUGCUCGUGAUUCUCCUUCUUUUCAAGAACGACCCGUGUUGGUGUAUUUCCAAGGAGCGAUUUACAGGAAAGAUGGUGGAGUGAUUCGUCAAAAACUGUAUCAUCUACUUAAAGAUGAAAAAGACGUUCACUUUACAUUUGGAAGUGUGUCCUCUGGUGGGGUCCGCAAGGCGUCCAGAGGGAUGUCUUCUUCUAAAUUUUGCCUCAACAUUGCAGGCGACACUCCUUCAUCUAAUCGACUGUUUGAUGCGAUUGCUAGUCAUUGUGUUCCUGUGAUAAUUAGUGAUGAGAUCGAGCUUCCGUUUGAAGAUGUUCUUGAUUACUCAAAAUUUGCGAUAUUUGUUCGUGCAUCGGAUGCUGUUAAAAAGGGGUAUCUUAUGAAGCUUCUUAGAAGGAUUCGAAGAGAUAAAUGGAUUCAAAUGUGGGAAAGAUUGAAAGAAAUAGGGAAACAUUUUGAGUAUGAAUAUCCGUCAAAGAGUGGUGAUGCUGUUGACAUGAUAUGGCAGAUGAUUCAUAGGAAGGUAUCUUAUGUACAUGAGAGAGAUGGUAGAAAAAACAGAUAUGACAUGUCACAGAAGUUCUUAGAUGCCAUAUGAGUUUUUUUCCCUGUUGGUCUCAUCGAAUUUGAGUCGUGGUUUCACAGCCAAUAUGGAAAAGUAAAUCACAGUUUUUUUAGAGACUUAAAUUAUAGUAUAGAUUCUCACUUUAUUACUGCCAAGGGCAAGCAUAGUAUAUAUUGUACGCUCCG
Messenger RNA from Lactuca virosa, 1229 nucleotides. The record is from the annotation of a GenBank genome assembly. NCBI's taxonomy places the organism in Eukaryota, Viridiplantae, Streptophyta, Magnoliopsida, Asterales, Asteraceae.